Molecule: messenger RNA, 1090 nt
Organism: Zerene cesonia (dogface butterfly)
Lineage: Eukaryota; Metazoa; Arthropoda; Insecta; Lepidoptera; Pieridae
Product: survival of motor neuron-related-splicing factor 30-like
Exons: 4
Coding region: 297-1010 (237 amino acids)
Biological process (GO): regulation of alternative mRNA splicing, via spliceosome
Cellular component (GO): nucleus; precatalytic spliceosome
Molecular function (GO): RNA binding
Source: RefSeq, a predicted model, not a curated record
UUUCUAUAGUUAUUGGUUUUAAUUACAUGGCUCGUCCAAAAAGCAGCAAUUUUGUUUGUGAUAUUUGAUAACAUUAAAAUAUUCCUCAAUUGCUAAGACGCUACACUAAUUUACUAAAAAAUAAGUGAAUGUUUGUGUGUUAUUUGUAUAUUCAAUUUCAAAAGCAAUAUUUAGUAGGUACAUGUGUUCACUGAGGUAUAAAACAGUAGCUUCAUAUUUUUUACGUGUGAAUUUGGAUUUUAAUAGCAUGUGGAUUGGAGUCGAUUUAUAAAUAAUUUUAAACGUAAAAUUUGACAAUGGCAGAUGACCUAAGAAACUAUAAGUUGCAGUUGCAGCAGGUAGAAGCUGCUUUAUUGACUGAUCCAGAAAACGAAGAACUUUUGAAACUUAAGACGGAUUUGGAAGAAGUAAUUGAGUUGACUCAAGAUCUAAUAAAAACUCAAGAGGGUGAAUCCAAUGUCAGUGUUCAUAGUUCUAGUAAUAAUGAUGAUGUUACAGCUUCCCUGCUGGCUGCGGAGAGUGGUGAAGCGGCACCAGUGCAAAAGUGGCAUAUUGGGGAGAAGUGUCUUGCUAAAUGGAAAGCAGAUGGAAUGUUCUAUGAAGCCACAAUUGAAGAGAUUGGUGAGAAUAGUCUAAAAGUCAAAUUUAAUGGAUACACAACCUUGGAGCCUGUGUCUACUAUGGAUGUUAAAUCUUUAGGUUCUGGAGUGAAAAGACCAUUAAGUGGUGAUGAAGGAAAGCAAGGUAAAGGCUAUAAUAGAGAAUAUUUGAAAAAGAAGAAACAGAAGAAACAACAGAGAUUUAAACAAAUAGAAGAAGAAAGAGAGAGUGAAAAGAAUAAAUGGCUUUCGUUCCAUUCAAAAGCAUCUAAAAAACCAGGUAUUAGAAGUAAAAGUAUAUUUGCAUCCCCUGAUAAUUUGGAGGGCAGGGUUGGAAUUGGAACAUGUGGUAUAUCUGGGAGGCCUAUGACUGAGUAUACACCUGGAGAAAAGUGGAAAAAGGGUGGAUAACUUACUAAUAUAAGUUUUAGUUUAAAUUCUGUACUGUCUUUGUCACACAAUAGACUCAAUAAAUUCUUUAUAUACAAAAA